UUGAUCGUGUAAUGGAAACUUCAUUGGAUUGACGAAAAUAUUGUCAAAAAAAUCAAAACUGCUCAUCAAUCCAACAAUACUUUCUCUCCAGAGAGAAACUGUUAAAUAUGUGCAAUAAUCUCUUAUCUCUAUAUUUUAAUAUUCAUUUGCAAUAUUUUAAGCUCCAAACGCUUGAUUUUCUCGAAAAAUGCGGACUCCAGUUACCAAGUCAAUUGGAUUGACGGUAUUGACAAUACUUUGGAUUGACAAUAAUAUUGUCACGUGUAAGGGCUGCUAAAGUUCGUGCAAUUUUCAUUGAUAAAAUACAGAUGUACUAGAUAUUGUGCAGUCAUCGAUAUAGUGAAAUUUCUGGUUCAAACUUUAAUUAUUGUCUAUAGCAAGCAUAAUCAAUAAGUAUAAUGUCCAACAAAAUUGAAGAAGCGCAGGAACACAUUCGCCAAGCAGAGAAAUGCUUAAAAACAUCUCUUCUGAAGUGGAGACCGGACUUUGACUUAGCUGCUGAUGAGUAUAAUAAAGCAGCAACAUGUUAUCGGAAUGCAAAGUCACUUGAUAUGUGCAAGGAAUGCCUUCUGAAGUCGUCUGAUUGUCAUCGUCAAAAUCGAGCCAUAUUCCAUGCAGCCAAAUGCUUAGAUCAAGUGAUUCUCAUCUGCAAAGACAUGAACAACCUGACAGAGGUUCGUAAGUACGCCGAGAAAGCUUGCAAUCUUUAUCAACAGCAUGGUUCUCCGGAAUCCGGAGCCGCAACACUAGACAAAGCUGCCAAGAUUCUUGAAGCCACCCACCCAGAGGAUGCACUCCAGCUGUACAAGCAAGCAGUUGAUGUGGUGACGAUUGAAGAUUCAUCAAGGCAAGGUGCUGAGUAUGCCAGUAAAGUCGCUCGCAUCAUGGUCAAAUUGGGAAUGUACGAUCAGGCAGCAGACGCCAUUCGUCGAGAAAUUGGUCUUCAUCAGCAGGUUGGAUCGGAUGCGGCCAUCGGUAGGCUGGCGGUCGUUUUGGUACUAGUGCAAUUAGCUCGCGGUGAUUACGUGGCAGCUGAGAAGGCCUUCAAGGAAUGGGGAAACUGUUGCGACGCUGCCGAAGUGCAAACAUUGGAGUCCUUACUGCAGGCGUAUGACGACGAAGACCCCGAGUUGGCAGCUCGUGCUUUAUCUUCUCCGUUCAUUCGACACAUGGAUGUUGAGUAUGCUCGUCUGGCACGAGAUCUGCCUCUACCGAAAGGAAUGGCCAUUGCACCAAAAGCAAGUGUUAUCGAGAAUGCUGCCGCUUCCUACGUUUCUCCCAACAGUGGUGGUGCUGCCGAGGGUUCAGGAACUGGUCUCGACGAUGUGGCGGAAGGUGGUCUGUGUUAGUGUAUGUAUACUGAAAAACUGAUUGUGCGAAACAAGUUGUGUGAGAUGGGCAAAACUAAUAUUGUGACGUUUAUUGUUGUUAUUAGUAAGUAUAUUUAAUAUAAAUAGAACAUAUAAAUAUAUUUUAAAAUUGGUCUAGCUUUAUGCAAAAGCUCCCUAAGUAAGAGUAAGUUUUCAUCUUCGGUCAGCAGCAGCGCUGUAAUGACGAUUUCGUUCAAGGUAGUCGGACGGAGACUAGUAGUUAUAUAGUAUUUCCUAAAAAAAUUUGCUUUUCUCUAUCAGAAAAAAUUGCCAUUAGUAGUCUCUUACUCUCGAAGAAGUGUAUUUAAAUUAUAAAAAAUUAUAAAAUCAUGUACAUCAUAAGAAAACACUAUUUUCUUUAUGUUACAAUUUUGAAUCAACAGUAUUACGUCCUUGAAUGAAUACGAAACAAUGAAGAAACAUUUAAAGAAGGCUCUCAGACGUAUUUAGCGUGAUAAAAGUUUUGUGCUUACUAUGAAUACAGUAGCUGCUCUUGUACAUACAAAAUCGCUUAUGCAAUUUAUUUGAAAUGUAAAUGUUCGAACUAGAGCGAGUAACUGUUUGCAAUAUAUUCCUGUUCUUCUAUUAAUUUCCAGCACUAAAUUAGUCCUAUUUCCCGUAAUACUGUAAGUUUUGUGACUAUGACAAAUCAAAUUUAACUUGAUGGUACAGUGAGAUUUGAUUGAAAGAAUAUCUUGAAAGUUUGAAAGGAAAAAUAAUAUCAGAAAGUGUAUCUAGUUUACAGUCGUUUACGGUAAACGCCGAAAUUAACCCAGUUCCGGCCACAACUACUGUCAAAUCAAUACAGGGUUGAUUUAUGUUCAAGUGAAAAUGUAACUGUGUUAUGUCGUGUCCUUUUUUAUGCCAAAUCUAACACAGUUUCGACCAUAACUGCUGCCGAACCGUUCGUUUGAAGUCAGUUUUGAACCUGAUCCUAAUAUUGGGUUUACUCAUGUCACUACUGUUAGAUCCGAACACAACUCAAUUGCGUAAAAAUUGCUUGUGUUAAGACACUAAUCUCAGUUAGUUUUAAGUGUUUCAAACAAGAAUGAUAUUCACAUCUGAUCGGUGCGCGACAGCUAGGAACAAAGCUGUCGCGCACCGAUCAAAUAUAAAUAUUAUUCUUGUUAAUCUAUUUGCUUAUGCAUUUAUUGACAAAAUAUGAUAUUCGAACUUUAACACAAUCGAAUGAUUCAAUAUAAGAAAUUAUAAAUGCUAUGGUGCAAAUAAAUGGUUUAAGAACAAUAUAGUUUUUUUUGUAUUGGUAGAACAACUGCGUCUAUUUAAGCCAUUCAGAAAUCACACACGUAAAACCGAGUGCUUCUCGUUUAUUUUUGAGGUGAGAAAAUUUAUAGAGGGUUUACAGUUUAAAAUCCGCACACACAAUCUCGAGUUUUUAUCCGAUUAUCACCAGUACAAAUCGCUUGCCAAAUUAUGAACUUUUUGGAGAACUUCGAGUUUUGGUUUUCUGUACAAAAGUCUUGCCCAAAUGCAACUUGAGACGUUCGGAUUUCGUUUGAUGACUCCAACCACGCGAUUGUGAUCGUUCUCGAUGACCCAACAGCUUCUUUCGGAUUUUCGCUUCAAACGGUCUUAGGAUCGUUUUAUGAUACCAUACAUCGUGAAAUUCGCAAUUUCCAGCCUUUUUUCGAAUAAACAAUACACAUUAAACUAUACCAACACAAAAUUUGAAUUAGCGGAUCAACAAUUAGAGCAAUUUGAGCGGAUUUGAAAUGGUCAACCUUUUAAUAGAUAUAACAAACCACCUCUUUCAUCCGAUUGAGCGGCUGAUCCAGAUUGAUUCCUGUCUCAUGCGACCACAACGUGGGCGAUUCUUAUUCUCCAUAGAACUUCCGGGUGUCCUUCACGCGGUAUAGCUGUUCUUUCACUUCACAACCAUGUUUGUUCUGGUCCGAUAGCCAACUGAAAAUUAAACCGAAUAAUUUGAAAAUAGUAUUCGAUUUAUUCACUCGGAAGUAUUGGAAAAGCCCAGUGAAGCUGAAAUUUGAAUUCUGCUUCUCCAACAGGCAUAAAACCUUCUAAUCUUUUGUACCAAAAUAUUACAUUCAUUCAAAUGAUACAUAAAAACAUCUUAAACUUAUCGUAAUCUAAACUAUGAUGCUAACUAACACCAGACAACGCAAAACUAACAGGUAAAAAUCUAAGAAGUAUGUGUUUAAUAGCAUUGCGGGACAAAUGGAAAUCGAAUACGUUUGAAAAACUGUUGAAUAAUCGACACACACUGGAAAAUGGUUUCAUAAUUUAUUCUAGUACGGGGGAUUCCGAAGAUAGAGUUCGACCGCAAGUUAAGUCGAUAUAACACAUGGAUCAAUAAGUCCCGAGACUAACAAUGGAAACAACAUUUUUUUUGCAAAAUUUUUUUUUCAUUCAUCAACAUAAUCACCUUUUAGGGUGAUACAAUGGUUCCAACGUUUUUCCAAUUUUUCAAUACCAUGUUUAUAAAAAAAUCAUCUUUCGCUUCAAAAUAAGCUUCAGUUUCAGCGAUGACCUCCUCAUUUGAGCCAAAUCUUUUUCCCUGUAGCAUCUUUUUAAGAUCAGCAAAGAGCCAGUAGUCACUGGGGGCUAAAUCUAGCGAGUAUGGGGGGUGGGGAAGCAGAUCAAAGCCCAAUUCGUUCAAUUUCGCCAUUGUUUUCAUCGACUUGUGGCAGGGUGCAUUUUGUUCCAUCGAAAGCAAUCGCGGCACCCACUUGGAAAAAACCUUUUUCAUGUUCAAUUUUUCAUGAAGGAUAGUAAAUACACUUCCAUCUGUGCCAUCUCAGCAAUCUCACGGAGCUUUACUGUACGAUCUUUCAUUAUAAUUUUUGUCACUUCACUCACAUUUUCCGGUGCAACGGCUUCCACAGGUCACGGUGUUUUACCCAUUAAAAAACAAUGUUUUAUCAAAACACGAAACUCACUUUUUUCCAUUUUUUAAACAAACUACAAAACGACUCCAACCUCGCUAACUCAGCUGUCUCUGGUCGGAUCGACUUAAAAUUUUGACCCGUUUCAAGCAAAGGUUAGUGCACUAGAAAGACGUGGUUCAUGGUUCACUACGAGUGCCAUCUCUGCUUUAGUCUCGGGACUUAUUGAUCCAUGUGUUAUGUCAAAGAUUAGCUGUUGAAGGAGAUUGGCGCAAUCAAUUCGGGAUAGAAUAAAUACGCAAUCGAAAACGGCUAUGAAGUAUCUCGGACUGAUAGCAAACGGUUUUUGUAGCUUGAAAGGUUAGGUGCACCUUUCCAUGGCAGAUAGCGCAAAGUAAAACGAACGAAUAUUCACAGAACAGCUUCACUUCAUCGCUUAUUGGUUCCAUAAUAAGGAGCCCAAAUAACGAAAACAUAUCCAAGGGUUGAGUGGACUAAAGCACAACAUAACGAUUUCAAUCUGAAGUUUUUUUGAAAUGCGGAACAUGGGCUCUAGCAUCUUAGAAGCUUAGAAGAUAGUAUAUUCAAUAUAAUCGUUGAAAUUGAGUUUGGAAUCCAGUUACUUUUCAAUGCCAUUGAUUAAUGACUGCCGUUUCAGGGAGGCUUCCGAAUAAUUAUAAUGCGAUUAUAAAAAUAAUCGGAUAUUCAGAAGUCCGAUUAUAAUAAUCGAGUAAUAGAUUAAUAACCCUGAUAAUCGACUUAAUUUAAAUCAAUUAGUUUGAAAUUUAUAUUCGUUAAUCUAGUAUUUUUUAAAAUCUGACAUCUCUAAGCUUGAGCAGGCUUUUCUGCAUCGAUCCUUGUUUGUUCUCGUGUGGUGUUUAUACAUUAAAACUAUUCAAAGUGCCGAUCAUAUCGGGUAUCUGUCGAGACUGGUUUUUAAAAAAGUCGGUUUCUGGUUCACACGAUAUCUUCUGAAGUUUAACUAUUAACCGUUGCUGAUCAGUUGUUUUUGUCUCUGGUUCAAGAUGUCCUUCUCGCAGCUUCAUUGCAGUAUUAACGGUAGUGUGCAGGUUGUUUCCAAAACCGGCAUAUUAUCAGCUGAUUCUCAUAGGUAACCAGCGAUUUACAAGGAUGCCUUCCGCCACAAAUUUCAUAAGAUGGAAUUGACAUACGUAACACCUGCGCAAUAUUCCGGAUACCGGAGAAAAAAAUCCGCCAUACUUUCCUAGCGAUGGAAAGUUUUUUUUUGUACUGUGUCAUAUUUUUACGAACGUUAGGAAGGUCAUGCACACACUUCUAUGGCACCGUUCACCACGUACACUAGGAUUUUGUAUUUAACGUUGUUAUACUCGACACUGUGCACCUCGUUGUUAACCGAAGCGAAUGCAAUUGCAUCUCGUACACGUUUAAACAUAAUGUACACAGUGUUCCAAGCCUUGUUGAAUUGAAUCUCACAUCAUUAACGUCUAGAUGCAUUCGUUCUUUUAGCAAGAUUUACAUUUCGUUUACUGCUGGUCUAACUUUACAGCGCUUGAAAUAAAUACAAAUUGAACUGGGUCUUGAAGCCCAAGUUUCAGGCUUUUGUAGAUCAUAUUUGCCCAUUUUGUAAACUCUGUUGUUCACUACACUACACAUUGUCUUUGUUUCUGUCGUUUCGACCGUAAGCGAUUUUCAACUGUGUUGGAUGAAGUGCGAUCACGAACUAAUUUGAAGAAUUUGUUACCAACGAAAUAUAAUUAUUUACUCUCGUUUUCGCAGAAACGUUCAAAAUUUAUGUAGAGCUAUCAAGUUUUGAACGGUUUUCCGAAAUGAACUGUUUUGCCCAUCUUUAGUGCGUGCGCUAUGUAGCUGGAGUCUGAAACGCAUACUAACUGAAACUAGAGGGUGAUUCGAAUCAAUGUUUGCACUGCAGUAAGUGCGGACAUCGAUGACGUCAGAGAAUUAUCUCCCGAUACAAAAUCAAGCCUUCAGGUCUACCUGAGAUGCUUCCAUUUCCUCAUCGGGUCUCGCUUUGUGCGGGAAGCGUACAUUGAUGAUCUUCAGUACGCACAUUUUGUCACUGAUUUGAUUGCCACCAGAGAUGCCAGGUCAUUUUUCCAAAAAUCUGUGAUUAAGUCAAAAACCUGUCUGUGAACAUCUGUGCACGUUUCCCAUACCAUAAUAGCAGAUAGGAAUCAUUUUGGAGAGCAAAAAAAAAACAAAAGGUCUCAUUACCAACACCGCUCUGUACCUUUUUACUCAACCGCUCUGUACUUACUGAAAUCUAUGAAAAUCUGUGCCAUUUUUAAAAUCUGUGCAAAAAGUUGAAAAUCUGUGGAACACAGAUUAAUCUGUUAACUUGGCAUCCCUGAUUGUCACUCAAUCACGCGUUGGCGCAUCUUGUUUAGCACUUCUAAUACUUGACAUUCCACUACUCUGGCACUCAAAGUUCUGUUUUCUACACUUUCCGUCCAGUUCCUGCAGUGUUACGACAUCGAGGAUGCGAGUUUGAAGCUGUUCAUGUAGUAUUAGAAUGCACCCUGGGAAGUCAAACGAUUUGCAAUUCAAUGUGUCGAGCUUUCAAUCGUAUUCCUUAUUUCGUCGCCCUAUUUGUUAGGGCAAGAUAUAACAAAAAACAAAUGAUUGCAGUUCUUUGGUACAAUAUUGACGUUACAUACCACUUCUGAGCAGCUCUACAUGAUGACAAGAAACCAAACCAACACAAAAUUCAUGUGCUUCUAGAUCAGGGGUUCCCAAACUAUUUUGGGCCAUGAACCCCUUUAAUAAAAUUACCUUAGGCCUCAGACCCCAUCAACAAAUUCCUUUGAAAAUUCAAUUUCUUGCUUUUUGAAUAUUGAUGUAAAAUUCUUAGCAAUUUCUGCGGAUGGUCAAAUAAACACAACUUUUUAGCGAAAAUAUUUCAAAUAACAAGUUAUAUCAAACAAUAGGUGGUCGAUUUCUAGACCUCGUCGACCCCCAUAGUCAGUUUUCGUUUACGUCGACCCCCGCAAAAAGGAUAUCGACCCCAAGGGGUCUAUAUCGACCACUUUGGGAACUUCUGUUCUAGAUGAAUGGCAGUAGCAGUUUUUGAAGGCACUCGUUGACGUAAACUUGUUGAUUCAUCGAACGUGUGAUUAUGAAGCUCGUCAAACCACAUCUAUAAAUAGAUGUGCCAAACUUCAUACAAAGUACCCGAAAUAAAUUUUGAUGCGACUUCCGGUUUCGGAAUUGCAGGGCGAUCAAAAUAAAGUCACUCAAUUUUAUCGGUGAUAUCUGAACCGAUUUUUACUAACUAAGAUUCAAAUGUAAGGUCCCUAUACGCGGUUCUUCAAUAUCAUCUGUAUCCGACAUCCGGUUCGGGAAUCACAGGACGAUAUGCACCAAAAAUAUGUAAAUAAUGUUACUCACUUUUCUCGAAUAUGACUUAACCUGUUUACACCAUCUCAGAUUUAACUGAAAGGACUUAAGAUGUCUUAUUCAGAUUCAACUUCCGGUUCCGGAGAUACAGGAUGCUUAGAGUGAAAAUAUCGAUUUCAGGAGAAUGUUUUUCAACCAUAUGAUGAAUAGCGAAUUCCUCAAUUUUUCUAAUAAAUUCUACUAGUCUAUUACAAUAAAAAACAUUUAUCAGAUUUUCAAUACAAUUAAGGGAACAAGUUUUCAAAAUAUCAAACCGUCAUAGAAAAUGACGAUGCUUAAACCGUAAAAAUCUGCUAAGUUGGACUCAAAGCUGUUCUAAUUUGUAUUGUAUAUUAGUCCUUGGUUGAAUGUACCGGAUUUCACUAUAGCAGUUUCUAGUUUUCGGUUCCGGAAAUAGUGGUCAAAAUCUUUAAAAUGUAGCUCACUUCAUUUUCUCAUAUAGCAUUGAAUCGAUUUUCUCUAGGUGGAAGAACACCUUAACGCUCAAGGAAAAUCUGUUUCCCUUCUAUUAAAAUCGUUAUCGAUUCUUCAAUUAUUAUUAAAUCGAUGUUUUUUUUACUGAAUGUUGAAAAACUUAUUUCUAAGGCGACAAAUGUGUUUCUGAACAAAUAAGUAAAAAGAACUAUCAAUCUUUAUUGCACUAAAAAAGUUUGUGCAAAACGACGUAUAGCAAUAAAUUAAAUUACGAUAUAAUAAACUCAACUCUUCUUUUAUUUAUUUCUAAGAAUCAUAAGGAAAAACAUUUCCCAUGAAAUUACAGGAAACUUAUGCACCCAGCUAUGUUUUUCUGGUGAUAUUCUCUUACUUUCCACCCACCAUAGCUAAAAAAUUGUCUUGUACUGACUUAUUUCGUCCUGCACAUCUUAUGGUCGGUCGUGAAAGGGUUAUAACAGGUUUUACCAGUAUAACUACACGUUCAAAUGUAGUAAACGUAUCCCUAUUGCGGAAAUCACCUCAGAGAAAAAGUGACUACUUGGAUAAACUUGAUGUUAUUGCGAAUAUCAUGUCACGACAUUUAAUCCGUAAUAUUAGCAACAAUUAAAAAGAUUUAAUCCGAACUGUUGGCAGUUUCGUUAGCUUUACAUCGUCUUUGACAGCUCGUUUGCUCGUUUAGUUCAUUCUAAACGAACAGCUGUCGUCACUCUGGUUAUAGGCACUCUAGGAAAAAUAAUUUACUACAUUACCACAAUGAUUACAUUACUGUUCACAGCAAUAAAACAAUUGUAACAAUCUCAAAGAGAUUAUCAGUCGACGUGAAAAAAUGUAGACGUAUUGAAUAUCAAAUGCAAUAGUUUUCUUGUUGCGAGAAAUGUUAUUACAUCGAAACAACGUAUUGAGUAGAUUACACCAGCUUGACUGAAUAUUUAGACGAUUCUGAUAGGAAAUUAUACAUCAACCUUUAGAACGACACCAACACAUUUGUGAUAUUACAUCAAAAUUGCUGCACAUCACUACUUCCUACUGAUGUGCAGUGAUUACGGUAUAAUAUCACAACAAUCUCGGUUUCGUUCUAAAGGUUGUAAUAUCAAAGAUAAACUCAAGAUUACAAUGUCCCAUACAGACCAUCGAAAAAUGUUGGAUCAGUAACCGUGAACCAGUGAACUUAGUAAUAAUGCAAUAUUGUUGACCCUUCGGUUAUAAGCGUCGAUAAACAUUGGAAAACGACGGAAAAAUUCCAUAGCAACAAUACAAGUUUGCAAGGAAGUAAACAUACCGUACACAAUAUUUUGUUACUUCUAUUCACUUUAAUGCCUCGUAAGAUCAGAAUAUACAAUAUACGUAAUUAAAUAGAUUCUUAGUAACAAUUUUAAUUGAUUCUUGCUUACCUGUUUCAAGAUCCACUCGAUAUGCAGCAAAAUAUCGCGAUUUCUUCGAUAUUGCAACUUAAGAUUAAUUCUACAUAAAUUGUCAUAGUUACGACGCAUGUAGCGAUUCGACGCUUGUUGUUUUGUUUCUAAUAAUAAUAUAAAAUUGCAACUGACGGCGAACCGAUUUCAUCGAGGGGUCAUAUUUAAAUGGUAUAUGAUCAUAGACUCUUCCAUCUUGAGUUUAUCUUCGGUAAUAUUACACAAAAAGAUGCAAAAUGUCAUAUCAAUAUACAGUAUUCAGUUAAUGUGAUUUGAUGUACUCAAUACGUUGUUUCGAUGUGAUAAUGUGUGAUUUAUCUGCAAUGUUUCUUGAAAACGGAAAUAUUUGCAUUUGAUGUUCAGCACGUCUAAAUUUUUUUCACAUCUACUGAUAAUCACAUUGCGAUUGUUACCAGUAUUUUUUACUGUGUAGGUAAAUUCAAGUGAAGUGAUAUGUGAGAAAAAUUAAAGUGGAAGUGAGAAUUGUAAUAAGGGCCGAUGUGUCAUUUCUACACUUUUGCGCGAAAUUUUUUCACGCACUUGUUGUUAUUUCGGACUCCAUUUUCAAAACAAUGCAAAGCCUAUGUAAGCACGUUCACACACAUACAAUGAUGUGGCGUUAGCGGUAUUUAUUACAACAAUUAUGUAUUUGCCAAAUAAGUCUUACAAUGAAUCCAUUCGCUACAACUGACAUUUUUUUUAUUCUGUUCCAAAAAUGGUGUCUUCUCCCAACUGACUUAGAAAUGUUUUUUGUUUAAGUUUGAGUAAAAAAAUCGAUUCCUUUGCCAUUAUUUUCAUCCUACAGAUAGCAGACCCCAAGUCACGCUCUAGCUUAUGGGUUCAAAAGGGUUAGAAUUAAUAAAUGAACUCGGACGGAUAUGUGGUCGGAAACUCUGCAUGUACAACUUUAUUCAGUUACGACAAAUGUACUGUACCAUAUGGCCCGUCAAACAAUCGACAUUUAUUUUUAAAGAUAAGAUACAAAUUUCACUGUGACAAAAAAAAAACAGAAACCGCAUGCUGUUAGAGAAAAUACGUACCAGCACUAGCAAAGAGUAUGUAGAACACAACUCGAAUGAGAUGUCAUAGAUUUCAUAUUUACUAUAAAAUUUUCUCACAUUUCAAACACAUCAAAAGGAAGAAUCAGAAGCAAACAAGAUGAUUAUAAAAGAAAUAGAAAUACUUACUAAUAAAAAUACGAAUCAGCUCGCUUUUCGAAAGAAAUUAAUUAAAAAUGCUACCUAUCUGCUCUGAAUGGUGUUACAUAAAAUAGUGUGUAUAUCAGAAAGCUUGAGGCAACUAUAAGAAACAUAACAGCGAACUUAGUUGCGUCGAAUUGUUAUUAGAAAUGCUAAUGCACAGAAAGCGUGCAAACUAACAACGUAUAACCCUGUUGAUACAUUCAAUUGUACUGAUAAUAAAUUUAAUGACAUGUA
Molecule: messenger RNA, 10913 nt
Organism: Malaya genurostris
Lineage: Eukaryota; Metazoa; Arthropoda; Insecta; Diptera; Culicidae
Product: gamma-soluble NSF attachment protein-like
Exons: 6
Coding region: 399-1349 (316 amino acids)
Biological process (GO): intracellular protein transport
Cellular component (GO): vacuolar membrane; SNARE complex
Molecular function (GO): soluble NSF attachment protein activity; syntaxin binding
Source: RefSeq, a predicted model, not a curated record